CUACACAGGUGGUAAACCUGCACAAGGUCAGUGUUUGUGGAGGUGGUUUCGGCUACCCUCAGCCUCCUUCCCCUCUGUCUCUGGACAGGAUGUACCUGGCAUGGGCAGGUGAGCAGAAGCUGAGCUGCUGCUGGUGGUGACCUGCCACUGCUGCUGCAGGUCCUGUUCCCAGGCCUUGGAGAGCCUCUGCUCUCUGCUCUGCUCCACUGUGCAUCUCCUGUUCACAUGGACCCCCAACACCAACAUGUUCCUGCUGGUACAGCUGCCUCUUCCCAGCUCUGGUUCCCAGUGACUUUUUCUGAGGUUCUUUCUACCAGGAAAUUGGAGUCUUCAGCAAACAGCUGAGAUUGGGCUGAAGAGACCCCCUGCUGCCUGUGCUCUCACCAGUUACUCCUGAACUCCCCCCAGCCUGAAGGAUUCUCAGGUCUGGUUUAAGCUGGACUGAGUGCACUGGGAGGUGCCCACGAUGGGGACACAGGUUCCAGGCAGACACACAGCUCAUGUUAGCCUCUCUGGGCUUAAAAUAUUUGGUCAGAAUUGCCAGCUGCAGCCCAAAGGAAUGUUUUGGAGCUGAGUUUGCUGGGACAUGCAGGGAGUUGUGAGAUAUCCCAAGUCCUCUCCUGUGCUCAGGGGGGUGGCUCCGAGCCUGCCUGUGCUAUGGAAGCUGCUCUGGAUGAUCCACCAGAGACCUGCUCCCUGCUUGCCCUCACCUGUGCAGGUGAAAGGGAGGCUGCUCAUGAGGGCAGGCUGGAGAAACAAGGCUGGGAAUGUGAGCAAAAUAGUACAUGGGCCUGGUACAGAGAUAAGGCUUGGGCUGGGAAAACUGAAACUGAACUGAGUGACAACGAGGGGAAGGUUUGCAGUGCCCAGGCACCACACUGGCCUCUGGGCAGGAGGCUCCACCUGCCACCCGAGCAGGGACAGGUGGCCCACGUGCCAUCUUAAUUGUAUUUCAGGGUGCUGGUGUGCACAGGUGUUGUAAGGAAGUUCACAGGAAAAGGUGUGGUGGGUGUGCAUGGGGACAUGGCAGAGAGCAGCAGCUGUGGUUUAAAAGAUGCAAGGGAAGAACAUGGUGCUGGCGUGUGUCACAGCCUUGCCAGGGCACAGGGAGGUGACGUGUGGCCACAGCAGCAGUGGGUGCCUCUGCUGGUUCCCAGGCAGGAGCUCUGCACAGGUCUCUGUGCCAGGGGGACUGCCAUGCUCAGCUCGGGGAGAGCUGGCAUCUUAAGCCGUGGCAGAGUUGAGAAUGCCUGGAAGUUCCCUCAAAAGGCAACAAAGGAGUGAAAAUCCAAUUGCACAUUGCUCCAUCCCCUGUCGCCUCCUGCGUCUCCUUGUGCUGUCACUGCAGCAUUCAUUUCAUCCUCUCCGGAGUCUCCCACCGUGCUUCUCAGCCCUCCCUCCCCGCGGGGAGCAGCUCCAGCCUCUCCACAGCGUGUGACAGGGGACAGCCACCGGGUGUCACUUGAGGAGCGCGUCUGGCCGGGAGCCCUGCCCCGCCUCUGGGCACAGCGCCUCCUCCUCCUCUUCCUCCUCCUCCUCUGCUGCCAGUUUCUAUUUCCCCGGCGCGGGCAGGAUGGCAUCGCCCAUGUCGCAGAAGCUGGAGGAGAAGCUGGUGUGCUCCAUCUGCCUGGAGCUGUUCAGGGUGCCCGUGACCUUGCCCUGCGGCCACAACUUCUGCAAGCGCUGCAUCGGCGACCACUGGGACCAGCAAAGUCAGGCCGGCACCGCCGCCAGCUGCACCUGCCCCGAGUGCCGCCGCGCCUUCCAGCGGCGCCCGCAGCUGGAGAAGAAUGUCACCCUGCACAGCGUGGUGGAGCUGGCCCGGGACAGCGAGGAGCGCGGCUCGGCCGCGGGCCGGGGCGAGGCGGCCCCGGCCGGGCUGUGCCGGCAGCACGGGCGGCCCCUGGAGCUGUUCUGCCAGGACGAGCGGCGCUGCAUCUGCUGCAUCUGCACCGUGCGGGACUGCCGCCGGCACCGCAGGGUGCUCUUCGAGGAGGAGCGAGCCAAGAAGCAGACCUUUUUGAAAGAAUCCCUGGAAAAAGCCCAGGAGGAAUCAGAGAGGAUUGAGCUGGCAAUGAAGGAGCUGGAGCUGCAGACAGAGAGCAUCAAGGACUGCUCCGAGCUCAAAGAUGGGAUUCAGAGCAAAUUCGCCCACCUGAAGCAAGCUCUGGAGGAUUUCAGGUGUCAGACAAUGGCCAGGAUUGAGCAAGAGCAGAGCGCAGCACUGGAGCGUGUGGACAAGAACUGGAACCUGUGCAAGGACCGCCUGGACGCCCUUGGCCAGCACAGGGACAGGGUUCAGAGCCUGCUGGCCUGCCCUGACCACAGGGCCUUCCUGCAGGAGUUCCCCCUGCUCCCACCUCUGGAGAGCCCAGAGGCGCUGGUGCCCGUGGAGUUUGAUGUGGCUGCUGUGAUCAAGCCCAUCUCUGAGAUCCUCACCAGCAUCUCCAGGCUCCUGCUGGAGGACCUGCCUGCCUCUGUGGCCCCCAAAGCCCCCAGCCCUGCUGGCCAAGGCCCAGAGCAUCCCCAGGAGCUGGCAGUGAAGGCUGUGGCCCCUCUCCCCAAGUGCCAGCUCCGAGCUGAGCUUUUGAAGGACCACCGCAACCUGACCUUCGACCCCGAGACAGCCAACAAGUACCUGGAGCUGUCCAAAGGUGCCCACAAGGCCAAGCACAGCCCUGACACCAUCCCUGGCAAGGGGCAGGGCCCCCGCUUCGAGCCCUGGCAGGUGCUGUGCACGCAGAGCUACGGCCCCGGCCGCCACUACUGGGAGGUGAAGAUCUCCAGCCACUCUGUCAUCCUGGGGGUCACCUACCGAGGGCUCCCCCAGGAGCAGCAGCAGGGCCACAGGUUCAACAUCGGCCUGGACGGGGGCUCCUGGGGGCUGCAGGUGCUCGAGGAUUGUUACCUGGCCUGGCACAAGGGCCGCGCCCAGAAAAUCCACGAGCAGCUCUAUACGAACCUGGGGGUCAGCCUGGAUUAUGGCAAGGGGCUCCUCUCCUUCUAUGGCCUCGGGGAGAAGACAAAGCUCAUCCACUCCUUCCACAGCGUGUUCACUGAGCCCCUGUACCCCGUGUUUUGGCUGUGUGAGAGGCGAGCGGUGACGCUGUGCCAGAGGGACUGAGCCACAGCCAGGCUGGUGCCAAAGUGGAGCUGCAGCUCAGGCUGUCAGUGGGGCCUCAGUGCUCAGGCAGGUGUGGAGUGCAGUGUUUUAGCAAGAGCUGAGGGACAGACAUGUGAAUUAACCUGUGUGAUUUGCAUAUGCAAAUGUCAUACUUGUGACACACUGCAGGGCUGGAGCUCACCGUGAGUGCCUCUCCCUGCAGACAGAGUAAAGGGGGACAAGGAGGGUGAAAAAAAGAUUUUCCUCUUUCUUCCCUCCCUGCCAAACUUGGGGAAGGUUUGGAUGAAGGGGACUCCAGAGGGAGGUGCUACUGCCACGGGGUGCUCAGUUUGGAGGGAGCUCUGUGCUCACACAGCCUCACAUGCAGGCAGGUCCUGCUCCCCAGCCCCUUCUUGGUUUCCUCUUGCUGUUCUCAGACCUGGCAGAGCAGCUUCUCAGGGUUCUAUGCUACAGCUCUUUGUACAAUGCUGCUUUUCCCAAUAAAGCUUUUUUUUUCUUACUGGUUUGACCUUGCUGCUGUUGGGAGAUGUGGGACCCUGCAGCCCUGGGGGUGGGGGGGAGCUGGGUACCCCUGCUCUCACAGCCAUCCCUGCAGGGAUGUCCCCUUGGGGCCUCUGACCAACCCUUGGAGCAACCAGCAGAGCCAGAAGGUGCUUUAUUUACUGUAGCACUGUGAUAAGGAAACCUGGUUUCCUACUGCUCUGCUCCAAGGUUGAUUUGGCACAGAAGAAACUCCAAAGUUUUCAUUGAUGUUUUUCCAAGGGUGAGACUGCAGGUCCAACAUCUCCUCCCACUCCUGUGGGAGUGCUGGUGAGGAUUAACAGGGUGAAACUGGGCACUGGGUUCAAAAGUGCUGGGGAUGUGAAUGCCUGGGAAAUGA
Messenger RNA from Passer domesticus (house sparrow), 4004 nucleotides. It is a transcript of the gene TRIM65, whose product is annotated as tripartite motif containing 65. Gene Ontology annotation, molecular function: protein binding; zinc ion binding. The transcript is spliced from 6 exons. The coding region runs from base 1574 to 3124 and encodes 516 amino acids. Lineage: Eukaryota; Metazoa; Chordata; Aves; Passeriformes; Passeridae. The record is from RefSeq and is a predicted model, not a curated record.